Exophiala bonariae is the source of this 1092-nucleotide messenger RNA. RefSeq lists its product as uncharacterized. The coding region runs from base 1 to 1092 and encodes 363 amino acids. Lineage: Eukaryota; Fungi; Ascomycota; Eurotiomycetes; Chaetothyriales; Herpotrichiellaceae. The transcript has a single exon. The record is from RefSeq and is a predicted model, not a curated record.
AUGGCUGAUGCCUAUGUGGCUCUCUUCAGAAAUAAACUGGGAAUAUUGUCUCAAGCUGGAGCAUAUCGACGAAGUCAUUCAUAUUCCGAGGGGUCUAGAAGACCUGCAAGUCCAUCUCGUGGCAAUUUACAUCUUUGCUUUCAUUGCUUACGCAAGUCUCGAGGUUUCGGUGUGGGGGCGGUUGAACUCCUGAUUUCGGUUCUGGUCCCUUUGUACCCUGUGGUACAGUUCAUCCAUCAUCUCAUCAGCACUAUCCCAUACGUCGCAGCAGGUGAACCCUUCGAAUGGGACUUUCUUCUGGCGGGCGUUUGUGGAUGGCAUACCUAUGCUCAAAUACACAAUCUUGAUGGGACAAUAAGACACUUCCGGGCCUGGAUCCUGGAUUUAUAUCCUAAUGAACUCGAGAUGCUUCCGAUAUCGGUCACCAGAGAUACUCGAUAUUUCGCACGACUCGCGGCUAUACUAUCAAAUCUUACGCUGCUACUUUUCACUACUACGAUGUAUCUCCAUCGUCUACAUUAUACCUUCAGACGUGCUACAUACUGCGCCGCAACGGGGUGGAAUCACAGGUCUGGAUGGGUUGCCCUUGCUGCUUUGGUGCCCGUUCUUCAGUCAUUGGCUUUGCAUAUCUCCAAUGUGAAAUGGGGCUUACGGCCGAAUUUAGUCCAUGAUGAGGUCAGAACAUACGACUUGAACUUCCGCCUUGCUCUGGACACCAUGGCGGCCGCUGUCAUACAGGAGCUGUUGAUAAUGCUCACGGGAAGUUUCACGUCCAUCACUCUCAUCAUUCGCCACUUCUUGACACAGGAAAACCGUCGAUAUCUCUUGACAGCAUUGUUGCUGUUUGGGAGUGUUGGCAUCGUCCUCUUACGACCGUUAGCCUUGACGUUGAACAACCCGAACCACUGGAUCCGCAAGUCUGUCUCCUGGUUGAUGUUGAUUGGUGCAACAGCCUAUGCAGUACUGGUUUUCGUGCUUCAGAUCGUGGUCGAUAUGGAAGAAUAUGCAGAUCUGAGGCUCAACUUUGUCUUACCGUGGAACUAUCGUUGGCAAGUUCCUUGCCCAGCAGGACUUCGUUGGUGGGGAUUGUGA